Molecule: messenger RNA, 2702 nt
Organism: Drosophila ficusphila
Lineage: Eukaryota; Metazoa; Arthropoda; Insecta; Diptera; Drosophilidae
Gene: Nup107
Product: nuclear pore complex protein Nup107
Exons: 2
Coding region: 116-2656 (846 amino acids)
Biological process (GO): protein import into nucleus; regulation of DNA-templated transcription; post-transcriptional tethering of RNA polymerase II gene DNA at nuclear periphery
Cellular component (GO): nuclear pore outer ring; nuclear pore
Molecular function (GO): structural constituent of nuclear pore
Source: RefSeq, a predicted model, not a curated record
CAUCUCUAGUGGCAAGUCCCGGCAUUUUUUAUCGGCCACCGCGUGAAUUUCUGUUUUGUUUUCGUUUAAUUUAAUGCCAAAAAGCGGAUAGCCAGGAAUCUUUAAGAUUAAAGCCAUGGCAGAUAGCCCGUUUCCGAUGAGCAACCGCAGUGGCCUGCUGCGCACCACACUCAACAGCUCCAUGGCGCCGCAGAACCUGUCCCACUCGCUGAUUCUUUUGGAUCAGAGCAACGCGGCGGCUAUGGAAGAUCGCUCCUUGAUCGAGGACAUCGGCGAUGAUCUGGAUCGCGGGAAGAGCCGAGUGGACUUACUGUUCCCGCAGUUCUUCGACGUUCUGCAGGCACAGGGCAGUGGACAGGUGACCCUCGAGGUGAUCCAGGCACUAACGCUCGCCUGUCGCGGAGUUGUGGAGCAACUGGAGCUGGAGAUUGAACGUGGUCUGGGCGGAACACAAGGCGCUCGGCAGCGCGAGGCUAUCCUGAGUUGGCUGCGCCAGGAGAUCUAUACGUGGCGCCUGUUGCACGCCCUCUUCUACGACCGCAUCCUGCUGCAAACCGACACUCAAGCGGACGAUGAAAUGCAGGACGGACCCACCCUCGGUGGUAGCGAGAAGGAGGUCAUCCAGCAGCUGUACACCAUAAACGCCACGCUGCGCGAAUAUCAACUGGUUGUGGAUUGGCUGGAGGCCUGCUACGAUCCGGGCGAGCAGGAGAAUCCGCUGCACUGCCACGACCGCAUGAUGGCCUGGGAGAACACGCUUUUCCAGCUGGAGAACCUGCAGGGCGCCGCCUUCGGCAAGGGUCACGAGAUCGUGGCGCAUUUGGAUCCAGAUGCGCCCGUUCGCGAAAAGCGACCACUGCACGCUCUCGAUGAGGAGGACAACGUGCGCUUGUCGCGCGCCAUUUUUUCCGCAAUCCGGUCGGGCCGUGUGGAUGAUGGCUUGACGCUCUGCAAACAUUACGGGCAAACUUGGCGGGCGGCCAUCCUAGAAGGUUGGCGUCUCCAUGAGGAUCCCAACUUCGAGCAGAACGUCUCGGCGGUCCAUGAAAAGCUGCCCAUCGAGGGAAAUCCCAGGCGGGAUAUUUGGAAGCGCUGUGCCUGGAUGCUGGCCGAUUCCAAGAACUACGAUGAGUACACUCGGGCCACAGCGGGCGUUUUCUCCGGUCAUUUGGGCUCCCUGAAGUCCCUCCUGCACAGCAAUUGGCAUGACUUACUGUGGGCCCACCUAAAAGCCCAAAUUGACAUCCGCGUGGAGUCCGAGGUUCGCGGCUGCUGCUUAAAGCGCUACCAACCAAUGCCCGAUGAAUACUGGAACGGCAAGAUGACCAUGGAGCAGAUCUUCGACGAGCUGAACGUGGCCAAAGACGCCUCGGUGCGUGACUUUGCCCAGGGGCAACUGGGCGUAAUCCAGCGGCAUUUAAUAUUGGAUACCUGCGGCGAGUUGCUACAGCACAUGGUACGUUGGGUGGAGAAGGACGGAGGGCAACUGCCGGCCCACCAACUGCGCUUCAUGGCGCACAUUGUACUCUUCCUUCGGCAAAUCGGACGCGUCGAGCAGGAGCGUCAGGCGGAAAAGAUCAUUGCUGCCUAUGUGGAGGCCUUGAUUGCCAGAGGUGAACCCCAGUUGAUAGCCUACUACGCGGCAGCCCUCUCGAAUCCCCUGCAGGUGAAGCUGUACUCCCGAUUCCUUGAGCAAGUGGAGCAGAAGCGUCAGCGAGAGUUGGCUCUGGAUGCAGCUCUGCAAGCAGGAUUAGAUGUGGAGCAGAUCACACGCAUUACCGUAGAAAACAUUCGUCUCGCGCAGGUGACUCUUGGCGAGUUCGGUGAGCCGCACUCCGGCGAGAUCUCAGUGGCGGAUCAGCGCAAGAUCUCCGCUCUGGAAUGGCUGCUCCAUCUGCCGGAGCAACGGGGCGAGCUGCUGUGGCAGGCUAACGCCAUGAUGCGCACCUACCUGGCCUGCAACAAGAUGGACUGCGUGCGCCAGACCUUCCGCAUGGUGCCCGGCGACAUCGUGCCGCAGAUCGUGGGCAUUUACGGCUCGGUGGACAACAUUCCGCCGCGCGAGGAGUGCUGUCUGAAGGAGUACCUCUGCUACAAGGUUUACCUCACCGGCGUCGACAGCUUCGUUGAGUGGAAUCGCCUCCAGCUAAAUAGGCCAAAGAAGCCGCAGGCAGGAAUGAGUGCCUCCGCCCAGGACAACUUCACCGAGCGCAUGGCCAGCGAGCGCAAGGAGCAGGCCCACCGAUCGGAAGUCCUGCGCUGGGAGCACAAGGUCAAGGAGCAGGCCAAACAAACCAUCGAAACUCUGUACAACGUGCUCAUGUUCCCAGACAAAGGAUGGCUAGUCGAUCCGUUCAUCUCCAAACAACCCGAGAACGCGGCGCAAUUGAACUGGGAACACCGUCUGUUGCAAAUGGAGAAGCUGCGCUCCAUCUGCCUGCCCGAGAUCGCCCUGCUCCUCAACGAGGUGAUGUUCAAGUCGGGCGAUUUUGCCGGCUGUGUGCGCCUGGCGGAUGAGAUUUCCAGCGAAACCCGACAGCUCUACAAGGUCUAUACGAAGCACAAAUUGGCCGAGUUGCUGGCUAAGAUCGCAGACGCCUCGCUGGAGCUACUCAACUCGAAGCUGGAUCCCUGGGGAUACCCCAUCACAGUCUAGCAGUCUGCUUUGUGUUUUGCAAUUACAUUCUAACUUUAAACGUUUA